AUGGUGCUUAACCUUGUCCAGCUUGGAGAAAGCCUCGUUUUUGAAACAGGUCAAGAUGUGAUGGCAGGCAACGGUGUAGUAUUGUUUGGAAUGAGCCCUGGAAAUCCAUACUUCAAAUCCCACGUUAUUGAGGACUAUGUGCAAUACUUGGGAAAGGACAAAAGAAGAAUAAUUGUGGUUGUACCACAGCAGCCAGCUGAACAUACGUACAGAGCUCUGGGGAGUAAAGAUGCUGUGAAACGAGCCAAGAAAAACUCCAGUCAGCUCAAGUCGCAUUGCAGAAGAGCUAUUGAUAAGGUAUGUACAGAAAAAAAUAUAAUACUGUCACUGAUUAAUUCUUGAUACUUUAAGAAAGCUUCAAAAAGUACGGUUAAAUAUCCACCACAACAUUUUUUUAUUUAUUUUGUUUGUAUUCUAUAAAACUGACACGCACUCGCUCUCUUUCAUAAGCUGGAGACAAGCUAAAAUUGCAUUUAAUUUUUUUUUCAUCCGACCUCCUCACUGUGAGCUGUGGGUGUCAUUCGCGAAACACGUUUAUUAGUAACAACCGGACAUGCACUAUUUUGACACUCCCCAAUUGUGCGCAUGCGUGAGUGACGUCACUGACCUGCUUUUUCCUAGUUCAGUAAAAACCGUAAUAACUAAUGAGGCUAAUUUCGCAACUUUGGUUAAUCUUGUGUGUAUUACGUACAUGUCGAAAGUAUGUUGUGUGCUUUUAUGUAGAGACGCGCUAAAUUUCACAGAGAACUAACAGAAAUCUAACGGAGUAUUUCCCGGAAAUAGUAAUAGGUUUAAAAUUAUGGUGAAUAGUAAAUGAUAUUUUAAAAUUGGCCAGAAAUACAACUUUUAUUGACUUUCAGUAUUAAAAAAUGAUUUAAUAAAUAACGAUAAUAAAAGUAAAGGAAACAUUAUAAGGUUUCUAACCAGCCCGUAAUAAAUUAAACGCAAGAAAACUUGGAUUUAAAACAAAUUAGAAACUAACGAUUCCCAGCCCCGCCUGAGAAACCGGAAACCGCGCUAGAAAAGUCUCUGGCACCUGAGGGUAGCCCCCUGUCUGGAGUGGUAUAAAGUAGUUUUAUCAUCUACAAAACUGAUCUCUCCCUAAGUUAGAUAAGGGGAGUGGAGGGGGAGUAGACUACGAGUAGUCCCCCAUUUUUCCUCAGGGAUAGUAGAGCGAGAGAAACACGAGCGCGCGUGAAAAUCACUCCACGCGAGAAAAGGCGACACACGGUGGCGAGAGAGAAAAAUGAGAAAAAUUUCUCUCUCCCCGCCGCGUGCCGCCUUUUCUCGCGUGGGGUGAUUUUCACGCGCCCUCGCGUUUCGCUCGCUCUACUAUCCCUGAGGAAAAAUGGGGGACUACUCUUAGUCUACGGGGGGAGGAGCUAAACUAAUGUUCCAACUUUUUUCACGAUUCAAAGAUUAACGUGUCGACCUGUGGCCGGCAUGAAGCAUCUCCGCCUCACGCAAGGAAAAAAAAAACACUCUGUACCCACGGUUAGAGAAAUAAUAAUUUUACGGCUUUUCAUUAUUCAGUAUGGAUUAAAUCAUUAUUUUCUACCGCUGUACAGGUGUCCAAGACUGAUGAUGUUGCUGGGGAGUUUUAUAUGUUGGACUGGACUUCAGAAGUAGACAAACAUGAAGCUUACAUUGCAGCCUUGGACUAUAUCAUCAGUUUUUACAAAAGUAACUCUUACUUUCGCCAGGACGUCGCACGAUCGACCGCAAAAGUGUUAGGAAAAGAUUCUACAUCAUCUGAGAGUGAAUCAGGUAAGCAAGUGAAGGAGGAUAUCAGUGUUUUAAAAGUUGAAUUAUCUAAACUUUUUCGAUUUCUAUUUCUUGAGUUGUCUUAUCACUUCGCGGUCAAUGGACUUUGAAACACGGAUCCGUUUCCGUUUAAACCAAAUCUACGGUUUAAAACUUGUUGCGUAUCGUUGUCGCGGCUUCGACGCACAAUUUUCCAGGAUUCAGGACUAAAGAAAUAAAAAAGUUGAGCCAACCGGUGUACAAACUAUGUUAAGAGCAUGAAAAGUGGUGGACAUUCCCGCCACAUGAGUAGAUCUCCGUAAUUUAAGCAUUUUUUGUUUUUGUGCAUCUGUUUUCUUCCGUUUUUGUCCAGCCAUAAAAUCUCGUCAUUUCUUGCUAUCGUUCGGUUGUCUGCCCAGUUUAUUUGAUUUCUAUGCAUGACCCCAAAAACGGGGGAGGGGAGAGGCGGAGAUAAACUCAGUACAUGUACCAAGAAUUUUGCCUUUCGUUGCAUAACGCUUUAAAUACUCUCCCGGUGGGGUACGCAACAACGUUUUAUACGGGUAGGCUCCAAACCCUUACCCUUAAAUAUACUAUUUCUGACAAAAAAGGUACCCCUUUUGUAUACCUUUUAUUGACAAAUGCUACCUCUUUCACAUACCUGUAGUUAACACCUUUGCAGAUUGAACCUCCCCUCAAAGGCCUGGUCGUUGUAGACAGAUGGAAGUUGUGAAGAGGUGGCCGCUAGUAGAGGUUGGACUGUAAAUUACAAAUGUAGAAUGUUCUCUCGACUUUUUUACAGCCAUAAAAUGAGCCCGUUAGCCCUUUUGGGGCUUUUUACAAACUGAAAUGACAGAUUUCCCUACCCUUUUAUAUACUUCAACUUGUGAAUUCCUUACCCCUUUAUAUACCUGAAGCCUGAAUAAGGUACCCCUUUGGGCGGAGCCUCCCAGUAUUCCAUUAUAGGAUGUACCCCUCCCCGGUAUACUAUUCCAUGAAGUCUGACCAAGUCUUAUUUUAAACUUUAGAAUCCUCAGAUUCUGAGCUUGAAGUUAACGAAAGUGUGCAAGAAGGAGUUUACUACCUCCUGAAAGAACUAGCCUUCAUUAUCUCCAGCAAAGAGAUGUUCAGAACCGAAAGCGUGGCAGUUAUUUAUCAUCGCAGCUGGCCUGUCUAUGAGAAAUUUGUAAACGGAGAUUAUGAUGGAAAGCCAAAAGAAGGAUUGGGACUUGCAAUCAUCAACUAUGAUCUGUAA
Molecule: messenger RNA, 2998 nt
Organism: Porites lobata
Lineage: Eukaryota; Metazoa; Cnidaria; Anthozoa; Scleractinia; Poritidae
Source: the annotation of a GenBank genome assembly